AUGGCCAAGCUCAAGCGCCUCAAAUAUGUGCUGAAAACUUGGAAUAAGGUCACGUUCCGUAAAGUGGAGGUCAUGUUGGCUGAGUAUCAACAGGAGCUUAUAGACAUUCAGCAACAUAUUUCGGUCGAAGGUUACACGGAUGACCUGUUCAACAGGGAGGUGCAGUCCGUGAGUGACAUUGUUGAUGUGGAGGCUAUUCUUGACCCGGUUGUUACGGACAUUCAUAAUAGAGUUUUAUGUCGUAUUCCUGAGGAUGAGGAGAUUACGGCUGCCGUUUUUGAUAUGGAUGCGCUAAGCUCGCCCGGUCCGGAUGGUUUCUCUGGAAAGUUCUUUCAGGUUUGCUGGGCUGUUGUGAAAAAGGAUGUGCUUAAAGCGGUGCGUGCUUUCUUUGAGAAGUGCUAUCUUCCUUCAGGUUGUAAUGCUAACACCUUGGUUCUCAUUCCGAAGAAGGAUACGAUCUCCACUGUUAAAGAUCUUAGACCUAUUGUUAUGUCUAAUUUCUUCUUCAAGAUUAUUUCCAAAGUCUUGGCUACUCGCUUGAGCGCGAUUGCUGCUGAUACUGUCACUCCCAAUCAGUUUGGUUUUAUCAAAGGACGGUCAAUUCAUGAUUGUAUUAUGUUGGGCUCCGAGGGUGUUAAUUGCAUGAAACGUUCGCAUGGUGGCCGUAACAUAGCGUGCAAGAUUUAUAUUACAAAGGCUUUUGAUACUCUUCGGUGGGAUUUCCUUCUUAAUGUGCUCCGGGUUCUUGGUUAUAAUGCAUGGUUUAUCCAGUGGAUUGAGGCUUCGACUGCCAAUGCUCAAACUAUUAAGAAAAUUAUGACUUAUUAUGGGGAUAUUUCUGGUCAGAUUUGCAGCAUGGAGAAAUCUAGUGUCUACUUCGUGGACAAAAUUCCCGCUCAUGAACAGCGCGCCAUCAGAGGGAUUCUCCAGUUCGCUCGGGGCACCUUUCCGUUUGUCUAUUUGGGGGUGCCUAUUUUUUUCGGUCGUGCUCGGGCCAAUCAUCUGAGAACUAUUCAUGAUCGCAUCAUUAAUAAAUUCUCUCGAUGGAAAGGAGCUCACCUUUCUAUGGCUGGUCGUCUCUGCCUUAUCAAGUCUGUCAUACAGAGUUCGCUAACUCACUCUAUAAUGGUUUACCGUUGGCCUCGUGCGCUUCUUGAAGAGUUGGACAGAAAGUGUCGUAAUUUUCUAUGGACGGGCAACAUUCAAAAAGCGGCGACCUGCACUGUCAGCUGGGAUAGGGUCAGCGCUUCUUGGGAUGAAGGAGGGCUUGGAGUUCGUCCUUUUGGUAUUUCGAAUAGAAGUUUUCUUAUGAAAUUAGCUUGGAAGAUUAUUAAAGGUGUGGAUUUUGGCUAUGAUUUGAUGCACACGCGUUAUCUUACGGCUCAUAGUCGAAUCCGCACUCGUACUGCCUCCUCUUCGGUGUGGCUUGGUGUUCGUGAGGAGAUUGAGGACAUUGUUGAUAACACUUAUAAUCAUGUUGGCUCUGGUCACCUCACUAAUUUCUGGCUUGAUGACUGGAUGGGCUACUCUAUAGCUGCCAAGUGCGGUGCUCCCCCUUAUUUACUUUUCUCCCAGUCUGUUGCGGAUUACUUCUUUGAGGGCAUAUGGCACUUUACUCAAGAUUUUGUCAACAAUUUUCCGGAAAUUGUUUGCGACAUAUUGCUCACGCCUAUUGGGGAUGACGCUGACACAAGAUUUUAG
Salvia miltiorrhiza (redroot sage) is the source of this 1701-nucleotide messenger RNA. RefSeq lists its product as uncharacterized. Lineage: Eukaryota; Viridiplantae; Streptophyta; Magnoliopsida; Lamiales; Lamiaceae. The transcript has 3 exons. The coding region runs from base 1 to 1701 and encodes 566 amino acids. The record is from RefSeq and is a predicted model, not a curated record.